Molecule: messenger RNA, 5645 nt
Organism: Manis pentadactyla (Chinese pangolin)
Lineage: Eukaryota; Metazoa; Chordata; Mammalia; Pholidota; Manidae
Gene: SLC30A5
Product: solute carrier family 30 member 5
Exons: 16
Coding region: 386-2683 (765 amino acids)
Biological process (GO): intracellular zinc ion homeostasis; zinc ion transport; transmembrane transport
Cellular component (GO): Golgi apparatus; membrane
Molecular function (GO): zinc ion transmembrane transporter activity
Source: RefSeq, a predicted model, not a curated record
GUCCGUCACCCCGCAGUGGGAGGAGCCUGAGAGAGGGCAAGGGGAAGGCGAGCGGUCUGUUGUGCGCAGGCGCAGUGUUGGGCACGCCUCCGGGAUUGAGGGCUGCUGGGCCCGGUGACGUGGCCUGGCAGCGUCCGUUCCAGUGCUCCUCCGGAGAACCCGGCGCUGCCGGAACUGCCCGCGGCCUAGUCCCGACGUGCGUGUGCUCGUGAGCUGGAGCCCGUGCCAACGGCGGCGGCGGCAGGCGGGCCUGCGGGGACCCGACGGGGCCGCUGCCAUGGGGGAGUGACGCGCCUGCGCCCGCUGCUCCGCUACAGCGGCGAGUCAUGAGGAGACCCCGCGGCGGGGGCAGCGGCGGCGGCGGCGGCGGCUCCUGAGCCCCGGGAUGGAGGAGAAAUAUGGCGGGGACGUGCUGGCCGGCUCCGGCGGCGGCGGCAGCCUCGGGCCGGUGGACGUGCCCAGCGCUCGAUUAACAAAAUAUAUUGUGUUACUAUGUUUCACUAAAUUUUUGAAGGCUGUGGGACUUUUUGAAUCAUAUGAUCUCCUAAAAGCAGUUCACAUUAUUCAAUUCAUUUUUAUAUUAAAACUUGGGACUGCAUUUUUUAUGGUUUUGUUUCAAAAGCCAUUUUCUUCUGGGAAAAGUAUUACCAAACACCAGUGGGUCAAAAUAUUUAAACAUGCAGUUGCCGGGUGUAUCAUUUCACUCUUGUGGUUUUUUGGCCUCACUCUUUGUGGACCACUAAGGACUCUGCUGAUCUUUGAACACAGUGAUAUUGUUGUCAUCUCACUACUCAGUGUUUUGUUCACUAGUUCUGGAGGAGGACCAGCAAAGACAAGGGGCGCUGCUUUUUUCAUUAUUGCUGUGAUCUGCCUAUUGCUUUUCGACAAUGAUGAUCUCAUGGCUAAAAUGGCUGAACACCCGGAAGGACAUCAUGAUAGUGCUCUAACUCACAUGCUUUACACAGCCAUUGCCUUCUUAGGUGUGGCAGAUCACAAGGGUGGAGUAUUGUUGCUAGUACUGGCUUUGUGUUGUAAAGUUGGUUUUCAUACAGCUUCCAGAAAACUCUCAAUAGAUGUUGGUGGAGCCAAACGUCUUCAAGCUUUAUCUCAUCUUGUUUCUGUGCUUCUCCUGUGCCCAUGGGUCAUUGUUCUUUCUGUGACAACUGAGAGUAAAGUCGAGUCUUGGAUUUCUCUCAUUACACCUUUCACCACCGUUAUUUUUUUUGUCAUAAUCCUGGAUUUCUAUGUCGAUUCCAUUUGUUCAGUCAAAAUGGAAGUUUCCAAAUGUGCCCGCUAUGGAUCCUUCCCCAUUUUUAUAAGUGCUGUACUUUUUGGAAAUUUUUGGACACAUCCAAUAACAGACCAGCUCCGAGCGAUGAACAAGGCAGCACACCGAGAGAGCACCGAACACGUCCUGUCUGGAGGGGUGCUUGUGAGCGCAGUGUUCUUCCUUCUAUCUGCCAACAUCUUAUCAUCUCCAUCUAAGAGAGGACAGAAGGGUACCCUAAUUGGAUAUUCUCCUGAAGGAACACCUCUUUAUAACUUCAUGGGUGAUGCUUUUCAGCAUAGCUCCCAGUCGAUCCCUAAGUUUAUUAAGGAAUCAUUAAAACAGAUUCUUGAGGAGAAUGACUCUAGGCAGAUCUUUUACUUCUUGUGCUUGAAUCUGCUUUUUACCUUUGUGGAAUUAUUCUAUGGCGUGCUGACCAAUAGUCUGGGUCUGAUCUCAGAUGGAUUUCACAUGCUCUUUGACUGCUCUGCUCUGGUCAUGGGACUCUUUGCGGCCCUGAUGAGUAGAUGGAAAGCAACUCGGAUUUUCUCCUAUGGGUAUGGCCGAAUAGAAAUUCUCUCUGGAUUUAUUAAUGGACUUUUUCUAAUGGUAAUAGCUUUUUUUGUGUUCAUGGAGUCAGUGGCUAGAUUAAUUGAUCCCCCGGAAUUAGACACAAACAUGUUAACACCAGUCUCAGUUGGAGGGCUGAUAGUAAACCUUAUUGGUAUCUGUGCCUUUAGCCAUGCCCACAACCAUACCCAUGGAGCUUCUCAAGGAAGCUGUCACUCAUCUGAUCACAGCCAUUCACACCAUAUGCAUGGACACAGUGACCAUGGGCAUGGUCACAGCCACGGAUCUGUAGGCAGAGGCAUGAAUGCUAACAUGAGGGGUGUAUUUCUACAUGUUUUGGCAGACACACUUGGCAGUAUUGGUGUGAUCGUAUCCACAAUUCUUAUAGAGCAGUUUGGAUGGUUCAUUGCUGAUCCCCUCUGUUCUCUUUUUAUUGCUAUAUUAAUCUUUCUCAGUGUUAUUCCACUGAUUAAAGAUGCCUGUCAGGUUCUACUUUUGAGACUGCCACCAGAAUAUGAAAAAGAACUACAUAUUGCUUUAGAAAAGAUACAAAAAAUUGAAGGAUUAAUAUCAUACCGUGACCCUCAUUUUUGGCGUCAUUCUGCCAGUGUUGUGGCAGGAACUGUGCAUAUACAGGUGACGUCUGAUGUUCUGGAACAGAGAAUAGUACAGCAGGUUACAGGAAUACUGAAAGAUGCUGGAGUAAACAAUUUAACAAUUCAAGUGGAAAAAGAGGCAUACUUUCAACAUAUGUCUGGCCUAAGUACUGGAUUUCAUGAUGUUCUGGCUAUGACAAAACAAAUGGAGUCCAUGAAAUACUACAAAGAUGGUACUUACAUCAUGUGAGAUAAUGCAAGAAUUACCCCUGGGACAUGAACAAUGAAGAUUACAUGACUUAGUAUUUAUAAUAUUGCCAGAAGGAAGAAAAUUGCACAUAAUUGAACAGAAACAUUUUGCCAUAUUUGAAAAAAAUUUUACAGCUCUCUGCUAUUGGAUCAAGGAAUCUUUCUUAAAGAAAAUUUAAAUAUAGAAAGAAGCAUUAAAUUGUGCAAGUAAAAUAAUUAUUUGAUUAUGUGUAUAACAGGAAUCUUAAAAUUUGAGUGAACAUGAUGUAUCACAUCUUCAAAUAUGAACAUAUAAUGAUGGAUUCUAGUGAAGACCAAAAUUACUUCCUUGUGUUUACUUUCUGUCAGAAAGCAUCUCCUUUGUAAAUAAUGUAUUUACAUGUUUAUUACAAAGACGCAAAUGAACAAUUUUUAGUCAAUUUUUUGCAUAGCCCUAGAAUAAAAUAGGAAUAAAAGUUAUAUAUUUAUGGAUUUUUCUGUACAUAAAACUGGUUUCUAAUUAUAACGUAAAUCCAUUAAGUAAAAGUUGUAUUGCCACUUUAAAUGUAAACUAAAUUAUUUGGGAGAAACCAACCACUGAAAUGAGACAAGCAGUGAGAACAGAGAAGUAUAACAUUACAGCUUUUGAUGUAUUACAAAACCAACCACUCUGUAAAAUAAAUUUUUUUUACUUUUGGUAAUAUUUGCAAAUGAAUAAUUACUUUAUUAGAGUGAAGAACUAUACUAAGUUGUGCGCAUGUUAUUCAAUUAGUUUUCUUCUUCCUCUAAAGUAGAAUAUUCCAUUUCUUGUUAUGCAUCUGGCAUUCCAAGUUGCUUAUCAAGUUCGUAUCCAAGCAAUGCUAUGCUUUUCAUCUUGUCACUUAGUUCCAUUUGUUGUGGAACAGCCAGUUGAGAGAGCCAUAAAUAAUUGUCAACUCAGAGUUGAAUUUUCUGUCUAUAGAUACAAGGUUUUUUUUCAAUUUCUGCACCAUGUAGAAAUAAAAGACAUAGUAAAGAAUAGGUAGUUAUUUUGAAGUUUAAUAAGUAAUCUUAUCCAUAAACACAUGGGCACUGUGAAAUCAAAAUAUCCUAUAACUACUUUCUGUGGUAAUAUCUAAUUUAUAUUUUUUCAUUUCCAAUUUAAACUGAAUGUAGUCUGAAAAGACUUUAUGAUAAAUAGAUACAUAAUAAUAUAUGCAGCUUUGUGAAUACCAAAGAAUGUUGUCCAAAAAGGAAACUUUUGAAUAUCUGUUUAUAAGCAUCUGAAUAUUUUCCUUCUUAUUCUAGGAACUUUGAUAAAUAGGAUGAAUUAACUUUAGUAUGGGUACUAUUUUCUUAUCUAUACCAGAAUGGCAAACUUGUAUUGUAAAUCAUAUUUUUAUCUUAUCAAUUUUAAUAUGUGAGAAGUUUUAGAAAUUUGUUGUAAGUUAUUUUGAUAUUUCAUGUCUUUUCUUUAUACAUUUUCUGGUCCAGAAUCUUCAGUACAUAUUAAAAUUUUUGAGUGGUGGGAAAAUAAUUGCAUGUUGAUGUUUUAAUGCAAUUUUUAUACAUUAAAAAAACUUUAAGUAGGUAGGUACAAUAAAUAUUGACCAUUAUUAAACAUUUUGUUCCCUUACAAGGCAUAUAAACAGCAGAAAAAUUAAAUUAAUUUGAUUGAGAGGUAUCAAGGUAAGCACUUAACAUUACUAAGCACUUCCACUAUUGUGUCUUUAAGUAGGAAAACUCCAGCAUUGAAAGCACCAAGGUACUGGUUCCAGCUCAUACAAACCAUGUGACUUUAGGUAAAUCAGCUUCUCUGGGUAUCUUUCAGAAUAAAAUCUCAAGUUCAUAGGAUUAUGAGGGACAAAAGGAAUAACGUGAAAAUGAAAGUUGAAAAAGGCUAGGUAAAAUUGAGGAAUUACUGUUUUGAACCUGAUUUCAAAGGUGGCUAUUAUUCAUUAACUAUUUAUCAGCAUCCUAAGAGAUUAAUUAGAUGUUCAGUGUACAAAUAAAUUUGAAUUAGCAUCCAAUGCUUAAUAGUUAAUUUGGCCCCAAAAGGUUGGUGGUAGUUGUUUACCAUACCUGUUAACUUCUUUCCUUUCUCCUCAAUUGUUGUUUUCCCAUACUACCAAUUUCGGAGCUCAUGAUUUCCACUUGGGGUGAAGUUUAUAUCUUUUAUAAUAUGGACUUAUUGUUCCUUUUACAUAAUAGAGCAAACUUCAAAUUUUUCUAAAAGCAGAAUAAUGAAGCUAUAAUCAGAUAUUUCUAACUAAAGGAUUUUAGUUUUACUUUUAACUUAGGUUAUGAUUCUCCCCUAAAAUAUCUACUAUAUUUAUCCAGAGCUGUAUAUUUUUACUAGUUAGUAGUCAUAUGGCCCAAAAUUCAAAAGAGUAAAUGGCAAAAGCCUCCUGUCCCUGUCACUCAGAUAUACAGCUCUCCUCUAUAAAUUGUCACACUUGCCAGUUUCCAGUAUAUCCUUCUGGGUUUUUUACAUAUAUAAAGUAAAUACAUGUAUGCAUUACUUUUCACAUAGAAAUUAUUCCGUACUUGAACUAUUAAGUCAUCCUCAUUCUUUUUCUUUGCUGAAUAGUAACCCUAUCUGAUGGAUUUUUUAGGUUGGUUCCAAUCUUCUGCUAUUACAGACAAUGAUGACAUGAAUAGCCUUGUACAACUAUCAUUCUGCAUAUGUGCAAUAUGUAGAAUAAAUUCUAACAAGCAGAAUAGUCAAAGGGCUUAGGGUAUUUAUAAAUCUGGAAAGUAUUGCUAAGUUGCACUCCAUAUAGAUUGCAACAGUUUACCCUCCCAUCAACGAUGUAAGAUGUGUUAAAAUAAAAAUGUUAAGGCACACAUUCCUUAUAGCCUUAAUUUGUAUGCAAGUUAAAUGUGCAAAGACAUUCAGUUAUAAAACCAUUAAUGUUCACUUCAUUUUUAGAGUGCUUUUUCAGAAGGAAGUUUUUCUAUUAAAUAGUGUUAUAAUACAUUAAAAUUCUAAAAUUUGAUUUUUU